This is a messenger RNA of Oldenlandia corymbosa var. corymbosa, 2433 nucleotides long. The record is from the annotation of a GenBank genome assembly. NCBI's taxonomy places the organism in Eukaryota, Viridiplantae, Streptophyta, Magnoliopsida, Gentianales, Rubiaceae.
AUGUCGAAAUACCGGAGGAAUGACACCAACAGAAGCCUUGAGACAUUGUUGGACUUGGACAAAAGUGUUAAGAUGAACAAGAAUUUGGCCAAGCAGAAGACAAGGAAGCCGGUUCCGGGACAAGGCCUUGAGUUUAAGAACCUCUCUUAUAGUGUCAUGAAGAAGCAGAAAAAAGACGGAGUUUGGAUCACUAAAGAAGCUUAUCUCCUCAAUGAUAUCUCUGGUCAGGCCUUGAGAGGUGAAAUCAUGGCCAUUAUGGGUCCUAGUGGUGCUGGGAAGUCGACGUUUCUUGAUGCUUUGGCGGGGCGAAUCGCUCAGGGAAGUCUUCAAGGAUCUGUCAGAAUUGAUGGAAAGCCAGUGACAACAAGCUACAUGAAGAUGAUUUCAUCUUAUGUGAUGCAAGAUGAUCAGCUCUUCCCAAUGUUAACCGUCUACGAGACAUUUUUGUUUGCAGCUGAGGUUAGGCUCCCGCCUUCGGUAUCCAGGGGUGAAAAGAAGAAAAGAGUUUAUGAGCUUCUUGAUCAAUUAGGCCUCACGGCAACAGCUCAUACAUACAUUGGUGAUGAAGGGAGGAGAGGAGUAUCGGGUGGUGAGCGAAGAAGGGUGUCCAUUGGGAUCGACAUAAUCCAUAAACCAUCGCUUCUGUUCCUCGAUGAACCUACCUCAGGUCUCGAUUCUACAAGCGCCUUUAGCGUCGUGGACAAGGUCAAGGACAUUGCAAAAGGUGGAAGCAUUGUUCUGAUGACCAUCCAUCAGCCUUCAUUCAGAAUCCAAAUGCUCUUGGACUGCAUCACUGUUCUUGCAAGGGGAAGACUGAUAUAUUUAGGAAGUCCCACAGGUUUAGAUGCACAUCUAACAGGAUUUGGAAGGCCAGUACCAGAGACUGAGAACAACCUGGAGUAUCUUCUGGAUGUGAUUAAAGAGUAUGAGCAAUCAACAGUGGGACUUGAUCCGUUGGUGCUAUAUCAAAGAGAUGGCAUCAAGCCUGAUGCAGUGGCUGCAACCCCUAUUCCAAAGCCACCAAAGGGUAGCAGAACACCCGGCACUCCAUACUCCUCCAAGGCUCCUGGUUCCAGGCACAUCAGCCUCCGAAGUCAUCAGUUUUCUGCUGGUAUGACACCAGGAAUGGAUUCUACCAGCUUCCAGUAUUACGAGGAUGAUGAUGAUGAUGAAGAUGAUUUUGAUAAUUCGCUCGAGCGCAAAACCAAGCACACGCCGAUGAGCAUGCACAGUGGAGUCUAUAACCCACGUUUGGCUUCUCAUUUCUACAAAGACUUCUCAGUUUGGCUCUAUCAUGGCGUUAAGGGCAGCGUUAAGGGGACACCACGGCGUCCACCAUCAUGGACACCAGCACAUACCCCUGGAAUAACUCCUGGAACAAGAAGCCAUGUUUCCAGCCAAUUUCCAACACCACAGCAAGGAACCAAGACUCCCGUGGCUUUUAGUCCAUCAGUCGAUUCGCAUGUCUCUUACAUUUCUGAAUUCGAUGAGGAAGUGCUCGAUGAGCCUGAGCACAGGGACAAAUACGCGAAUCCAUGGCUCCGCGAGGUCUUAGUCCUCUCGUGGCGCACUACACUCAAUGUUGUCCGAACUCCAGAGCUGUUCCUCUCCCGCGAGGUAGUUUUGAUAUUCAUGGGGAUUGUGCUAUCUACCCUCUUCAGGAAACUCCAUGACCUAGAUUUCAUAACUGUUAACCGGCUCCUUAACUUUUACCUCUUCACCAUGUCACUGAUCUUCUUCUCUUCCAAUGACGCCGUCCCAACUUUCAUCCAAGAGCGGUUUAUCUUCAUCAGAGAGACAUCCCACAACGCCUACCGGGCAUCUACCUACGUCAUCUCCUCCCUCAUUGUUUAUCUCCCUUUCUUUGCUGUUCAGGGCUUCACAUUUGCUGUCAUCACCAAGUACAUGCUUCACCUGAGAAGCAGCAUUAUCUACUUCUGGUUGAUUCUUUAUGCGGCGCUCAUCACGACUAAUGCAUACGUGAUGCUGGUCAGUGCAGUUGUCCCUAGCUACAUCACGGGAUACGCGAUCGUGAUAGCUACAACAGCGCUCUUCCUGAUCACCUGCGGCUUCUUCUUGAAAGCAUCUCAGAUUCCAAAGUACUGGCUGUGGCUGCAUUACAUUUCCGCAAUCAAAUACCCUUUCGAGGCGCUGUUGAUCAAUGAAUUCAAAGGCACAACUUGUUACAAUGGAAAUCCUUCUGACCUUACACCUGGACCUUUGGGAGAUGUGAAGAGAAGCAAGCUGCACAACACAUCAGUUGGAGUUCUGCCAGAGAAAUGCUUGUUGAUUGGCGAAGAUAUCUUGUUCUCUAUGGGGAUUAAACUGGACAACCUGUGGUAUGACAUCUUGAUUUUGCUGGCAUGGGGCGUCGUCUAUCGCUUCUUCUUCUACUUGGUGCUGAGAUUUUACUCCAAGAAUGAGAGGAAAUGA